This is a messenger RNA of Cuscuta campestris, 527 nucleotides long. The record is from the annotation of a GenBank genome assembly. NCBI's taxonomy places the organism in Eukaryota, Viridiplantae, Streptophyta, Magnoliopsida, Solanales, Convolvulaceae.
GACAAGAGCAGGGCCGCCACCUCCGGGAAAUCAAAGUCCAAAUCCCGGGCGCCUACGUCAUCCUCCGAGGAGCGCCUCUACUAUGGCGACGGGUCAUACCUUUGGUUUGACUCCGAGGAGGAGCGCACCCGUUUCCUCACCUUCUUCUCUAAACGGGUUGUGGCUCCCCCACGCAUCAUCCCGGAGCGUUACCAAGAGUUGGAGGGCUACGACGACCUCGACGCGCAGCUUCAUCAAGCAGGCCUUUGGCCGUUCGUCUCCCGGGCACGCAAGGAGAUCAACCCGGCGCUGAUCCGGGCCUUCUACUCCAACCUCCGGCGUGAGGACAACGUGCUCUACUCGCUCGUCAAGAGCACGCCGAUCGAGCUCACCGUGGAGCAGCUUGGGCGCAUCGCCGGCCUCCCCUUCCAAGGCGACGAUGUGUCUCACUAUGGUGGAGAGGAUUGGGUGCUCAACAACGAGGGCCUUAUCCUCAACGAGCUUGGCAUCACCGAGCUCAAACGCCAUGCCUCGGGCCGCCCAACCAU